Molecule: messenger RNA, 1392 nt
Organism: Solanum verrucosum
Lineage: Eukaryota; Viridiplantae; Streptophyta; Magnoliopsida; Solanales; Solanaceae
Exons: 2
Coding region: 96-770 (224 amino acids)
Source: RefSeq, a predicted model, not a curated record
UCGAUUUCCUGAUCAACUUCAAUUCAUCAGAAAUUAGGUCUAUUAGUUUCCCCAAUUCAUCGUCUGUUGUUCCAGAGAUCUAAAGCAAUCAAGCUAUGGGAGGCCAUGGAGGUUUGAACAUUCUCCCACAGAAGCGAUGGAACGUGUACAACUUCGACAACCGUGAGAAAGUAAAGCGAGACGAGGAAGCCGCGGCUAAAGAGGAACAGCUCAAGCAGGAACAAUCUCGUAAGCGCGAUUCUGAGUAUCGACUCGAGCAGCUCCGUCAAGCCCGUGGCUUAUCAUCAUCAGCAGCGCCGUCGUCUUCAUCGUCAAGUCACGUCAAAAAAUCGUCGUCAGAACAGAAAUCGCCGGAGGAGAAACCGGGAAAGAAGGAUUCUAACCACAUCAACUUGUUCGAAGGGAUUCGAAUCUUCGAUCCAGUUAAAGCAAAAGAUGAGGAGAAAGACGGAAGGGAUAAGAAGAGAGCGAAGAAAGAGCAACCACCGAGAGUUAUUACUCCGGAGGAUGAGAAGUAUAGGUUAGGGUAUGGAAUUGUUGGUAAAGGAACGAAAUUGCCUUGGUAUUUGGAGAAACCGAAAGAGGAUUCUAGUGAAAAGAGUGACGAAGAUAAUGAUUAUUCAAGGCCUGUGAAAAAGAGUAAUGGGAAAAAGACGGUGGAGGAAUUGCGACAAGAGAGGUUGGAGAGGGAGAGGAAGGAAAAGGGAAGAGAAAGAGCUUUGUUAAUGGAGAAGAAUCGAAAAGAUGGAGGAUUCUCACGACGAAGAUGAGGGCAAAGAACACAAAGAAAGUGGAUCUGUGUACCUAGAAUUGUUUACUGAGAGCUCUCCAGGAAAAAGCAUGGCUGGAUGCAGUUCCAUUCUUGAAUAUGUCUAUUUUCAUUUCACAGGAACAUGUGCGAAAAGUUCCAUGCUCUCAUUGUAUCUACUUUAGUUUGUCAAGUGCAUCGGAGAGUCCAUAUCUUACAGAGAGCAAAUCGUAUGCUCGAGGGAACCGUUCAGUUUGAAGGGCCUGAUUGACCUGGGAGUGGAUUAUGGAAUUCUUGCUUAGCCUGGGUUUAUACUUUCUGAAAAAGAAUAAGUCACAAACCAAUACCCCUGGGAAGCCGAUUCCAAAAAUGUUUCUGAGCAGCAAAAUGUUCUGCUUUCUUCCCUUGUGUACAUGCCAUAGAAGUUAUGAAGUGAAAAGUUGAAUUUCCUUCUUAUAGUAGGUAUUGCUCCUGUAUUGUUAGCUGUAAGUUGCUGAAGAUAUUUGUGCUUUAGAGAAUAAAUUAGGACAGUCAUAGGCUACAGAAGACUCUCAAAGAUAAUCGGCUUUUCGAAAUCUUUAUCCAAAAGAAGUCUUGAAUUUGUUAAUUUGGAUCUUUGAUUUGGCUGGGUUUUGUUUCUUUGC